AUGGCUACCGCCAAGGAGGCAAGAAGAUACAAUGGAGAAAAGAGUGUCUCUAACAAGUGGUGCAAUUUGUCAAAAAGUUCCUUUUAUGAAGAUUUUGAAGAUCUUCAUUUGGAUCUCCACAUGUCUCCCAACAAUGUGACUGAAUUUGUUCUCUUGGGACUCACACAGAAUCCACAUUUGCAAAAAAUACUCUUCAUGGUUUUUUUGUUCAUAUUCCUGGUUACCUUGCUGGCCAAUCUGUUCAUUGUCAUAACCAUCUCCCUCAGCCCCACACUUUCGGCCCCCAUGUACUUCUUUCUCACUCACUUGUCCUUCAUAGAUGCCUCCUUCUCCUCUGUCACCACCCCCAAAAUUACCAUUGACCUGCUCUACCAGAGGACAACCAUCUCCUGGGGUGGCUGCAUGACUCAGCUCUUUUUGGAACACUUCCUAGGGGGAUCAGAGACCAUUGUGCUCAUUGCCAUGGCUUAUGACCGCUAUGUGGCCAUCUGCAAGCCUCUGCACUACACGACUAUCAUGAGACAUGGGCUCUGCCAGCUGCUGGUUGUGGUGGCCUGGAUUGGGGGGAUCCUGCACUCCACUGUCCAGAUUUUUUUCACACAUGAGUUGACCUUCUGUGGUCCCAAUGUCAUUGACCACUUCAUGUGUGACUUCUUCUCACUGUUGGAACUUGCCUGCAGUGAUACCUACUGGCGUGGAAUAGUGAUAUCAGCUAACACUGGCGGCAUGUGCUUGCUCAUUUUUUUCAUGCUCCUCACUUCCUACAUAGUCAUUCUGAGCUCUCUGAAGUCCCAUGGCUCUGAAGGAAGAUACAAAGCCCUCUCUACAUGUGGCUCCCACUUUACAGUAGUGGUGCUCUUUUUUGUCCCUUGUAUAUUUACACACGUACGUCCUGUGGCCACCUAUCCUGUGGACAAGUUGGUGACUUUGUUCUACGCCACCUUCACUCCCAUGUUAAAUCCUAUCAUUUAUACAGUGAGAAACACAGAGGUGAAAAUUGCCAUGAAGACUUUGUUGAAGAGGAGAGUAAGUGAGACUGUUCAUGGUUCUUAG
This is a messenger RNA of Sus scrofa (pig), 1053 nucleotides long. RefSeq names its product olfactory receptor 4C3D-like. The record is from RefSeq and is a predicted model, not a curated record. Gene Ontology annotation, molecular function: G protein-coupled receptor activity; olfactory receptor activity. Gene Ontology annotation, cellular component: membrane. NCBI's taxonomy places the organism in Eukaryota, Metazoa, Chordata, Mammalia, Artiodactyla, Suidae. Gene Ontology annotation, biological process: G protein-coupled receptor signaling pathway.